ACCGCAGCCAUUUUAUUUAAAUUUUUGUCGCUUUUAAGAUGAGUUUCUUCAGAAUACUACACUUUGGCAUUACACGACGAACUUCAAUUUCGAGCACACAUCAAUCAAAUUGCGAGUGUAGUCCCAAUUUGAUUAGGAUUCGUCCAUCUUCAUCCCACGACAUCAUUCGGGUUCCCAUUGAGGUCGUGCUCUCCGACAAGUUCAAUAAGUCCUUGGCCUUCACAUUGGAGGAGCGCCAGCGUUUGUGCAUCCAUGGACUCAUGCCGGCCUGCGUUCGAACUUACGAUGAGCAGAUGCUGGCCAUCGAGACCAACUUCCACUCCUUCGAAUCGAAUGUAGCCAGAUAUCGCUAUUUGAGGGCACUGCGCCAGGGUUACGAGAGGAUGUACUUCCAGUUCGUGUCGAAGAACGUGAACGUGGUGCUGCCCAUUAUCUACACGCCCACGGUGGGCUUGGCGUGCACCGUGUACGGAAUGUUGUACCGCGGCAUGACCGGCAUCCAUAUCACCAAGCACGAUCGAGGACACAUGAAGCAGAUCCUGGGCAACUGGCCGUUGGCGCGGGAGGUGAGGGCCAUCUGUGUGACCGACGGCCAACGUAUCCUGGGCUUGGGCGACCUGGGUGCCAAUGGCAUGGGCAUAGCUGUGGGCAAAAUGGAACUCUACACGGCCCUGGCCGGAAUUCCACCGCGUAUGUGCUUGCCAGUUUGCCUGGAUGUGGGCACGAAUAACAAGUCGCUUCACGAGGAUCCACUGUACAUCGGUCUGCGGGAUGAGCGCUUGCAGGGCGAUGAGUACGUGGGCUUUGUGGAUGAGUUCAUGGAGGCUGUGGUGUCCACCUUUGGCAGUCAAACGCUCAUCCACUUCGAGGACUUUGCGACACCCAAUGCCUUCAUGUUUCUGGAUAGGUAUCAGCAAUGCUAUUGCCAUUUCAAUGACGACAUUCAGGGCACUGCCGCUGUGGGUUUGGCAGGAUUGCUGGGCAUCCAGAGGAUCACAAAGAAGCCGCUGGAGCAGCACAUCAUUGUCUUUGCCGGAGCAGGAAGUGCGGCCAUGGGAAUCGCAAGUCUGCUCAAAAUAGAGCUCAUGUCUAGGGGUCUCUCCGAGGCUGAUGCCGUCAAAAACAUAUAUUUUUACGAUCAAGAUGGAGCAUUGACCACAUCACGAAAAAGCAUACCGGAACUUCUAUGCGUUUUUGCCAAGAACAUGAAGGAAACCAAGUCUCUGGAGGAGUUGGUCGAGCAAGUGAAGCCCUCAAUUAUUAUGGGUGCCACCUCAGCACCCGGACUUUUCACAGAGAAAAUAAUACGCACCAUGGCGGCGAAUCACGAGCGUCCUGGCAUCUUUGCCUUCUCCAAUCCCACCAGCAAAUCUGAGUGCACUGCCGAACAGGCCUACAAGUUCUCAGAUGGAAAGGCUAUAUAUUCGGCAGGAUCUCCUUUCCCGCCCGUGGAGUUCAAUGGCAAGCGGCUAACUCCUGGUCAAGCCAACAACUGCUUUGCUUUCCCCGGUAUGAUUUUGGGCACCAUGACUGUGUUGGCCACUCGAAUGCCAGACGAGAUAUUCCUUUUGUGCGCUCAUGAGCUCGCUAAGUUCCCAUCUAAUGAGGAAAUACAGAGUGGACGUAUCUAUCCCUAUAAAAUUGGCGUGAAAGCAGCUAAAUAUCUGAUAGAAAACGGUUAUGCUAAACGCACUUUAGAGCCGGAUGAUGUGGAGGCGUAUAUCAAAAAGCAUGGUUAUAAGCUGAACUACGGAAGAUCGCUGGCUGAGACAUGGGCGUAUCCAAAGAUGAAGCCGAAUCCCAGUACAGCGGGCCAUGAGAAGAAACAACAAUCGAAAAAGUAG
This is a messenger RNA of Drosophila santomea, 1844 nucleotides long. Its product is annotated as NADP-dependent malic enzyme. Gene Ontology annotation, cellular component: mitochondrion. Gene Ontology annotation, molecular function: malate dehydrogenase (decarboxylating) (NADP+) activity; NAD binding; malate dehydrogenase (decarboxylating) (NAD+) activity. The transcript is spliced from 4 exons. The record is from RefSeq and is a predicted model, not a curated record. NCBI's taxonomy places the organism in Eukaryota, Metazoa, Arthropoda, Insecta, Diptera, Drosophilidae. Bases 39 to 1844 code for a protein of 601 amino acids. Gene Ontology annotation, biological process: pyruvate metabolic process; malate metabolic process.